Pistacia vera is the source of this 1107-nucleotide messenger RNA. Its product is annotated as dof zinc finger protein DOF1.2. The record is from RefSeq and is a predicted model, not a curated record. NCBI's taxonomy places the organism in Eukaryota, Viridiplantae, Streptophyta, Magnoliopsida, Sapindales, Anacardiaceae. Gene Ontology annotation, biological process: regulation of DNA-templated transcription. The transcript has a single exon. Gene Ontology annotation, molecular function: DNA binding; DNA-binding transcription factor activity.
CACACCCGCACAAAACUGCCCCACUUUCUUGGCCCUGACGGUUCGCAACCGCCCACGUUUAUUAGCCAACACAACUCAAACUCUCACCACCUCUCAUGUUAUAUCACCCCGCUCUCUCUCCCAUUUCUCCACUAAGCACAACUUCUCACAAAAAUAUGUUCACAGGAGCUACAACUAGUAAUACUGAUCACCAAAUCCUGCAUUGCCCUCCAAUGCCAAUGCCAUUGCCAUCAAUGGACCGGAGAUAUAAAUCCACAGCUGAAAUUGCUCCCAAUUGUCCACGUUGCGCCUCUGCAAACACCAAGUUUUGUUACUAAAACAACUACAGCUUGUCGCAGCCGCGGUACUUCUGCAAAGGCUGUAGAAGAUACUGGACCAAAGGGGGUUCGCUCAGAAAUGUGCCUGUGGGCGGUGGAUGUCGCAAGAAUCGUAGAGCCAAGUCGGCUUCGAGGCUCAACGAACGUGUUUCGGUGAAUUAUAGUAAGAGUUUCAGUGGCUUUGACGAUUACGUGAAUGAGCAAACCAAGGGUUUUUCCUCUGAUGGGGACUCGGUUGGACAACCCAGUGGGUCAGAUAUUGACAUGGCUGUCGUUUUUGCAAAGUUUCUGAACGAGAGUUCGAGCAAUUCUGAAAAUAUUCCUGAAGAGUUUGUUUCCCAGGAAUUGGAUAAUGUCUCCAAUUCUUUCACUCCGGAUAGUGUCCAAAACGAUGCAACGAUGGAAUGCCAGAAGACGAGUGAUGAUCCGGUUCUUGAAGAAUUCAAUCAAAUUCUUGUUGGGGAGAAAGAACAACAAUGUCAAGGUUUCUCGGAAAUGAGUGACGUAAAUAGUGCCGCAUUUGAAUUGCAAACUUUGCUAGAUGAUGAAGUUGUUGUUCCGAAUUUACCGUGGGCGGAUCAUGCGGCUGUAACUCUGCCAAAUAUUUCAUGGCAAUCGGUGUUCCAAUUGCAAGAGUUCGAUUCAUAUGCGCCCAAUCACGAUCAGUUAUUGGCUUCUGCAAAUCUAAUGAACGAUAAUUGGAGCAAUUCCUUCGAUUUCUCAACCGGGUUUGAAGUCUACUCAAGACCUUAAUUAUUGAUAUAUAAUGUACAAGUUGUCUUUUUUUUUU